AUGGGAUGCAACUUUGACGGAUCUGGGUUGGGUUCUUGCAUCAUUGGCGACUGUGGGUCAGGGACCAUCGAAUGCAACGGCGUCGGUGUUGCCUUACCGGCGACACUGGCAGAGUUCACUCUCGGCACCGGUGGGCAAGACUUCUACAACGUGAGCCUCAUCGAUGGCUGCAACCUAUCGAUGAUAGUGGAAAGAAGUGGUUGGUCAAGAAUGUGCGCGUCGACAGGCUGCACGGUGGAUCUGAACCAGGGCUGUCCGGCGAAGCUGAAGGUCGAAGACGGCAACGUGUGCAGGAGCGAGCACGUGCGAGGCAUUUGGGAGCCCGGAGUACAAUUGCAACAACGCGUAUAG
Messenger RNA from Vitis vinifera (wine grape), 351 nucleotides. Its product is annotated as thaumatin-like protein 1. Gene Ontology annotation, cellular component: extracellular region. Bases 1 to 351 code for a protein of 116 amino acids. The record is from RefSeq and is a predicted model, not a curated record. Lineage: Eukaryota; Viridiplantae; Streptophyta; Magnoliopsida; Vitales; Vitaceae. Gene Ontology annotation, biological process: defense response. The transcript is spliced from 2 exons.